AUGUCACUAAACAUAACUGGCAUCGCGCGUGGGUUGGCAAAUACCACUCUUUCAAGCCUAGCUUCAGCCGCCGAAGGCGGGUUGGCAAAUACCACUCUUUCAAACCUAGUUUCAGCCGUCGGAGGUGGUGAACAACUGCAAGACAAGGCUUCUGAGCAACUGAGAGAUUAUUCGGAAUCACAAAAGGCUGGACGGAAAAUAUUGAAGUCCGCUUCUGGGAGACCUCUUGGUAGUCUGAGGUCCCUUACUGCCGGACCACGUGGACCAAUGCUCCUUCAAGACACGGUGUACAUCGAAGAACUUUCACAUUUCAACAGAGAAAGAAUCCCAGAGAGGGUUGUUCAUGUCAAAGGAAACGGGGCCUUCGGAUACUUCGAAGUCACAGACGAUGUUACGCAGUACACCAAAGCAAAGUUAUUUUCUGAAGUUGGGAAGCGAACCCCGAUUGCUGUUCGAUUUUCUCUAGCCGCUCAAGACAGGGGAGGGCCUGAUACAGAUAGAGACCUCCGUGGCUUCGCCAUCAAGUUCUACACAGAAGAAGGAAACUGGGAUUUGGUCGGAAUACAUGUCCCAGUUUUUCCCAUCCGAGAUCCAAUUGCCUUCCCAAGCUUUGCUCAUUCCCUGAAAAGAAAUCCGGUGACCAAUUUUCAGGAUUUAAAUAUGGCUUGGGACAUUUUCUCAUUGCAGCCUGAAGGUUUGAAUUUGUUAAUGUAUUUCUUUUCUGAUCAAGGGAUCCCCGAGUCAUAUAGGAACAUGGAUGGCUUUGGCGUCAAUACCUUCAAGUUAGUCAACGAAUCAGGAAAAAUUUUUUACUGCAAAUUUUCUUAUUUGACUGACCAAGGCAAGAAGAAUAUGUUCACGGAGAAAGCUGUUCUGACAGGAGCCGUAAUGCCAGAUAACCAUGGCAAAGAUUUGUACAAUGCAAUUGAGAACGGGAAGUUUCCCUCCUGGACUUUCUAUAUUCAAGUGAUGACACCUGAAGAAGCAAAAAAUAACAGCUUUAAUCCAUUCGAUCCUACUAAGCUUUGGCCUGAAAGUCAGUAUCCAAAGAUAAAAGUUGGAAAACUGGUUCUCAACAAAAACCCCUCUAAUUAUUUCGCCGAAGUCGAACAGUUGGCAUUCAAUCCAGGAAAUUUCGUUCCAGGCAUCGAAGCAAGCCCUGACAAAAUUCUGCAGGGACGUCUUUUCGCCUACGCGGACACACAACGGUACAGGCUCGGUACCAACUUCGAACAACUUCCAGUCAACUGUCCUUUCAGAUCCCGUCCGAGGAACUAUCAACGAGAUGGAAUGGCCACUGUCACGGAUAAUCAAGAUGGUGCUCCAAAUUACUAUCCUAACAGCUUUGGAGGCCCCGAGGGAGACCCGAAAGCAGAAGAAAGCAUUUUCGAUGUCCACGGAGAAGUUGCUCGAUAUGACUUUUCUGAUGACGAUAACUUUUCUCAAGCACGUGAAUUUUACAGACAGCUACCCGAAGACGAAAAACUUCGCCUGGUGCAAAACAUCUUCCUAAGUAUUGCGAAUGUUGAGAAAUUCAUCCAAGAGCGCCAGAUUGGAAAUUUCAACCAAGUAGAUCCAGAGCUUGGAGAAAGAGUUAGAGUUGCAUUACUGGCGGCCCCACUAGUGCCGGAUCUAUCGCAAGUAUAAGAAGACCAAUUAAAGGAAAGUUCUUGACCAAAUAUUAUACUUCAUCGCAAUGAAUUGGGG
This is a messenger RNA of Uloborus diversus, 1707 nucleotides long. RefSeq names its product catalase-like. Lineage: Eukaryota; Metazoa; Arthropoda; Arachnida; Araneae; Uloboridae. Gene Ontology annotation, cellular component: mitochondrion; peroxisome; cytoplasm. The transcript has 11 exons. Gene Ontology annotation, biological process: hydrogen peroxide catabolic process; response to hydrogen peroxide. Gene Ontology annotation, molecular function: catalase activity; heme binding. The record is from RefSeq and is a predicted model, not a curated record. The coding region runs from base 1 to 1647 and encodes 548 amino acids.